Messenger RNA from Penicillium taxi, 1794 nucleotides. RefSeq names its product palmitoyltransferase ERF2 (gene erf2). Bases 1 to 1794 code for a protein of 597 amino acids. The record is from RefSeq and is a predicted model, not a curated record. Gene Ontology annotation, molecular function: protein-cysteine S-palmitoyltransferase activity. Lineage: Eukaryota; Fungi; Ascomycota; Eurotiomycetes; Eurotiales; Aspergillaceae. Gene Ontology annotation, cellular component: Golgi apparatus; endoplasmic reticulum. The transcript has a single exon. Gene Ontology annotation, biological process: protein targeting to membrane; peptidyl-L-cysteine S-palmitoylation.
AUGGGCAAUCCGUCGGAUCGCCCUAACUCUGGCGAGAGGAACAACUUCCCAGCACCUCAAUAUGUCCUUGGCAUUCCUCGACCUCCAUCAGUAGGAGGAAUUUCAUCCCGAGUUACUGAUGUGGCCUCCGAGGAUGGUGAAAGAUCAUCUGCCUUCGCAUCGCCAGCACCAUCGCUUCACCCGCGCCCCUCAGUUUCCAGCCGCGCUCCUCCUCCUGUCAGGAACUCCAUAGGUGCAUCUAGUAGGCCUGAGAGCUCAGGCAGUAGGUUGAGUAGAUCGCAUGUUCCGUCUCUGGCAGCCCAAGGCUUUUUUCGACCAAUGAGUUCCCAAAGACUGCAGGCGCAUCGAGGAGGGCGGCCUGUGACGAAGGGAACGGUCUCUUCAAACGACGAAUGGUCUGAUUAUGCGGGUCAACAUCGGAAGAGUGUGAUAUCAAACAGCACUUUGCAACAGGAAUCACAGCCAGCUGAUACUGAACCUCCACCAUCACGAGGCACGGAGUUUACAGACCCUGUAGUUCCUGAUCGAAACGUUUCCAAUGGAAAUACCACAUUACGCAGUCUGGGCGAAAAUGUCCGUAUUCUCCGAGACCGGAAUCAAGGUGAAAAGCAGCGUCCUGGUCAACUGGAUCUCAGUUUGAAUUAUAGUACACACAAUACGUUGGACACGCCACCGAAGUCUGCGCUAUCAUUCUUGUCGUUGCAAAACAGGGGCUCGCACAAUAGCAACGAUCCCCGGGGACUUGAGAUACCUUCUUCUGCCGGUUCUUCUCCGAACCCAUAUAACAAGAGCGAACAACUACCUAGUGUUAACCUUGGCAAGAAUUAUGAGUACUUUGUUGGCAACACGCUAUUUUGCGGUGGUGGUCGGCUUCAGAACUCAAGAGACAAGCCUAUCAACAUUGCUACUGGUUUCUUAGUAGCAGUUCCAGCUGCUCUGUUCUUUGGAUUCUCUGCUCCCUGGCUUUGGCACAACAUCUCUCCUGCCAUUCCCAUUUUGUUUGCAUAUGUCUUCUAUGUGUGCUUUUCGUCUUUUGUGCAUGCGUCCGUCGUCGAUCCUGGGAUCAUGCCUCGAAACGUCCAUUCUAUGCCUCCCAUCAUUCCUUCAGAAGAUCCACUGGCGGUCGGUCCUGCGACCAAUGACUGGGUCAUGGUUAAGCUUGCUACUUCCGACGUUGCUGCCAUGGACGUGCCUGUGAAAUACUGCAAGACUUGCAACAUUUGGCGACCUCCUCGCUGUUAUCACUGCCGUGUCUGUGACAAUUGUGUUGAGACCCUCGAUCAUCACUGUGUCUGGCUCAAUAACUGCGUUGGUCGCCGCAAUUAUCGUUACUUCUUCGCCUUUGUCAGCUCAUCUACCAUCCUUGCCCUUUUCCUGAUUGGCGCCAGCCUCGCCCAUAUCUUGGUCUAUAUGAACCAGGAGAAUAUCUCGUUCGGGGCUUCUAUCUCGAAAUUACGAGUGCCUUUCGCCAUGGCGAUAUAUGGGGUCAUUGCGGCGCCUUACCCACUAUCCCUCUGGAUUUACCAUCUGUUCCUGACCGGUCGAGGUGAAACUACACGAGAGUACCUCAACUCUCAUAAGUUUGCCAAGACAGAUCGCCAUCGGCCCUUCACCCAGGGUAACAUGCUGAAGAAUUGGAUUGCAGUUUUGGGCCGGCCCCGACCACCCACAUAUAUGCAGUUCAAACAGCCUUAUGAAGAUGGUGAUCAACGCUACGCCAUGCAGAAGCGCAAGUAUCUCGUCCAUGACGUCGAGUCUCAGGCGGGGAUUGAGAUGCAACAUGUUCAUCAAUAG